Molecule: messenger RNA, 1869 nt
Organism: Diuraphis noxia (Russian wheat aphid)
Lineage: Eukaryota; Metazoa; Arthropoda; Insecta; Hemiptera; Aphididae
Cellular component (GO): ribonucleoprotein complex
Molecular function (GO): RNA binding
Source: RefSeq, a predicted model, not a curated record
AUGAGUUAUUCAUUAGUUGAAAUUAAAUUGCGUCGAUUUAUAUACUUGGGACACAAAAAUUCAAUUUAUGUAAAUCCAAUUCAUCAAUCAAAAUUUUGGAAACAAGAAAAAGAUUUCUAUGAAUUAAAUGGUAUAAAAUUGAUUUCGAAGAUAAUUGCACAAAAUAAAAUUAAAGAAAUUAACUCUAUUGUUCCAAUAAUCUUAAAGAUCGAGCAAGAAAAGAACAUUGAAAAUUAUGAAUAUUUAAUGUAUUUAUUGGCUGUAUGUUCAAAAUUUCAUGAAAAACRAUGUCAUAAAAUGGUAUCUGACGUCUAUAAAGUUCUUAAAAUCAUUUGUACGGAUGGAUUAAAAUUAUUGAUGUUCUAUAAAUUUUGUAAUAGUGCAGCUAAGAUUCUAUACAAACAUGGAUAUAUACCUAAAACAUCUUUAGGUUACGGUAAUGGCGCUCGAAAGACAUUUCAAAAAUGGUAUCUUAAUAGAAAUCCUCUUGAGACGAUUAAAUGUAUAAUAAAACAAAAGAAGUUUCGUGGUAUUAGUCACAAACAUAUUAUGAAUACAAUUCAUCUUGAUUCAAAGGACCUAAGACAUCAAAUAUACAUUGUAUACAUACGAUUUGGCAUUAAUAUAAUGCAACAAAUAUUUGAACCUAAAAUGCAGAAAGAGGAAUUAUCAAAGGAACAACAGUGUAUUUACAACUAUAUUAAAUUAGUGCAUCGUAUAGAAGCUAUAGAAGAUAGUAAAUUGAUAUGUGAUUCAAAAUGGAGUACUUUAGGAAAACACUUCAAUUUGAUAGUUCCAAAAAUGUUACAGAGUACAAAAGUUUUAAUUUCGUUUGUUCGACAUUUACCACUGAGAACAAUAUUAGAUAAUACUUACCUCUUACAGAAACAUGGCUUAUUCAAAAAUUUAUUAGGUAAACAGGGCCUUAUGGAAUUCAUAUCGCGCUUCAAAGAUCACGUAGCAGUAAAUGAAUCUGGAAUACAUCCAAUAGACUCAUAUUUAGAAUUUUUAAGAUAUGAAAGAUAUGACACUGUUAUUAGCAGUAUAAAAAAAAAAAAAGGAAACAAUCAUUUAAUGUGGUUUGCAACAAAUGAGAUUGAACAAAAAUGUUCUGAUAAUCUAGAGCUCGGAAUGAAAGAAGAUUGUGAAAAUAAGCUUAAAAAAUCUCCUAAAAAUUUCCCUAAUAGUCACCUAUAUUUCAUGAAGCCAAUUCCAACUCCUGUAUGUGAACUACAAAAGUUUUUAUCAACUGAUUUGGUGGAAAGAACUUUAAAAAACUUAAAACCAACAGGUCGUCAGUUAUUAAUAGCUUACGAUAAUCGAAUAUGUAUGGAGUCAGUGAAUUGUCAAUAUAUGCAUGUAAAAUUUGUCAAAGUCCUUGAUGCUAUUGUGUUGAUAAUACAGUCACUAGUUUACCAGGAGAGAUCAAACAAACCAACAAUAUGCGCAUUAUUUCAUCCAGUACAUCGAUUUAAAUGUAUUGAAGUUAACUAUCAACAAAAAUUGACAGUACAAUACUUUAAAAAAUGUUUGUUUCAAAAGUCCUCCAAAAAUAAUAAAUAUCCAAUAGAUCGAGCAAUUAGACCAUUAAGUACUGUCAAUUGGGCUAGAAAACGAGACAAAAUUUUUGAUGUUUUUCUGUUUCUGGGAACUUCUAAAAUGGAUUUAAGAGGUAUAAGAGAAACCAAGGCAAACUAUGAAGCAUCUUCAAAUUCAAAAAUUAAGAUUAUUAUUUGUUGUCUAAAUGGAAAACAUUCAGAACGUGUAAAUCUUAGUCGUGAUGGUAUGUUGUAUAUAACUGGUUUUGAUAAAAAUACUACGCUUAGUGAUGUUCUUAUUCAGCCAAAAAGAAAAAAUCCAAAACUAUGA